AUGACUCGAGUCAAUCAGCUGAAGGGGAAGGAGAUGAAGCAGAAGGACUUUGCGCCUACAACCCUGCAGCAGAAGCUGGUCGAGCCACUUGCCAGGCACGUACCAGAGGCAAAGGCUGCGCAUGCAUGGCAGGAGCCGUUGAAGCAGGACCAGGUCUCGGAGCGGAAGUGGGUCCACGAGGGCCAGGCGCGCCACCGUGAACAGUGGGCGCAGGACGACGAGGCGCAGGGCUGGAAGCGCAGGGCGAGGGGCGAGCAGUGGGGCGAGGCGCAGGACGAGAAGUGGGACGACCAGCGGGACAAGGCGCAGGACGAGAAGUGGGACGAGCAGCGGGGCGAGGCGCAGGACGAGAAGUGGGGCGAGCAGCGGGGCGAGGCGCAGGGCGAGACGCGCAGGCAGCAGCGUCAUCAGCGGCGCGAGGCGGUGCACCAGCGCCAGCAGGCUGACAUGCAGAAGUGGCUCGCGGACGAGAAGGAGCAGUGGCUCAGCUGGAAGUGGGGCGAGGAGCAGCAGGCGCAGAAGCAGAAGUGGCCCGCGGACGAGUGGAAGCAAAAUCAGCAGUGGUUCCGCUCGGGGCGGGGCCGAGAGCAGCAGGCGCAGGAGGCGAAGCGGCCCGCGGACCGCGCGGAGGGUGAGUGGAAGGAGCACGCCAAUGAGCACUUGCAGGGGUCCGUGGGCAAG
Molecule: messenger RNA, 681 nt
Organism: Prorocentrum cordatum
Lineage: Eukaryota; Dinophyceae; Prorocentrales; Prorocentraceae
Source: the annotation of a GenBank genome assembly